AUGACUUUAGGGUUCCUUCAGAAGACAUCACUAGUGGUGGCGGCAGAGCAGUAUGAACCUCAUGUUAAUUUACUCAGCCACGAGACACUUCAUGGUACAGAAGUAACAUUCUCAGGACCUAUGAUCAACCUCCUUGAAAUAUUUGCCCACAACAUCAAUUUCUCGUACAAGAUAAUGCGUCCUCCUGACGGAGCUUGGGGAGCUAAGAUGCAAGACGGGUCUUGGAUAGGCAUGGUGGGAAUGGCUGUCAGGAAGGAGGUUGAUUUUGGUCUUGGCCCGUUUGGAAUUACCGCUGUUCGUUAUGAAGUGGUGGACUACACAAGGCCAGUAGUAAUUGAUUACGGCAGGAUCAUGGCCAUGCGGGGACGGUCUGAGGUGGAUCCCUGGGGCUUUGUGUUGCCUGCACCCCUAGUGUGGGCUGCCACCCUGACGACGUUGCUGCUACUGUUCCUUAUGCUGUUCCUUCUCUCAAAAUGUUCCUCUUACCUGCACGUCAGUCGAGAGGAUAAGGCAUCCUACAGUGUUUUAGAUUACUUACGAGUGUUAUUGCAGCAAGAUAUCUUAGUCGAGAAGGGCAUCUGGUGGGAACGUAUAUUACUGAUAACCUGGAUGAUGGUGACGCUGGUGUUAACACGCAGUUACUCUGGUAACCUCAUGUCUCUCUUGGCUGUGAGAUACAGUUUUCAGCCUUAUCAGUCUCUCCAGGAUGCUGUGGAUGAUCCCUCAGUGGCUUUGAUCUGGGAGGCAAACUCGGCUUACGUUCAGGCUUUUAGAAAAGCGUCAUCCGGCAUCUAUAAAGCAGUAGCAGACUUGGAGACGAAAGGGCGAAAUGUGUAUCUGAAGUACACCUUGAUACCUGGGAGUGUAGACGCUCUGGUGAGGCGAGGCGAUCAUGUCCUCAUCUUAGAGGAGCUCACUGAGGAAGUUUUAAUCGCACAAGACUUCUCAAAUACAGAGCGCUGCGAUUUUUACUUAUCUAAAGAGAGGGUGUUGCCUCUGAUGUUUGCUAUGGUGGGACUCAAGAACAGUCCUCUGGUGCCAGUGCUAAGCAACAGGAUCAAGUCAGUGACGGAGGCUGGUUUGUACAACUACUGGAUGAAAACUACUGUACCUAAUUCGACUUCAUGUGCCCACACCUCUUCCAAGACUACUGUCAACACUUCACUCUCUCUUACUAAUCUCUCGGGAAUGUUCGUGGUCCUGGCCGGUGGCUACGGUUUCGCUCUCCUCGUCUUUAUUCUUGAGACAGUUCAGGAGCGGAUCAAAAUGUCACGGAGUUAA
This is a messenger RNA of Cherax quadricarinatus, 1281 nucleotides long. Lineage: Eukaryota; Metazoa; Arthropoda; Malacostraca; Decapoda; Parastacidae. The record is from RefSeq and is a predicted model, not a curated record.